Molecule: messenger RNA, 765 nt
Organism: Fusarium redolens
Lineage: Eukaryota; Fungi; Ascomycota; Sordariomycetes; Hypocreales; Nectriaceae
Exons: 4
Coding region: 1-765 (254 amino acids)
Source: RefSeq, a predicted model, not a curated record
AUGGCUGCUAUUUACGAGGAUAAAGAAUUCUGCUGCUCUGCGCGUCGCGAUGAAUUAGGGUUGACGCCGAGUCCAGAGGAUGUGGUGUAUAUUCUUGAAUGCGCGGGUGAUUGUCUUCGUAUGGGGAGGGUGCGUUUCAACGUCUUGUCAAUUUCAUCUGCGUCUAUCAUCCCCGACUACCGCAUUCGCUUCGCGCCCGAUAAAAAGAUCGACUUCUGCGUCUAUCUCGAUCCUCACUACGACCCCAACGAUACAAACAUCGCCAGCACCGUCGACACCGUUCGCGCCCGUCUUCCAGGGCUGUCAAUCAACCCAACCGACGACCUGUCGCUAUUGAGCAAUCCGAUUGCCAUUCCCAUCGAGACUAAGCGUCCCGGCGAAGGCUUGGACACUGCCAAUCUUCAAGUCGCGACAUUUUUAACAGCACAUUUGACACUUCUACAACGACUUGUUGAUGCUGGUGCUUCUGUGCCUGUUGAAGCUGGGGAGAAAGUUCCCUCGGUUGAUGAUCUGGGCUUUUUGCCUGGAUUGAUCGUGCAGGGGAAUACGUGGAACUUUAUCGCAGCUAGCCGUCAAGAUUCUCGAAUCGUGAUCUGGUCUGAAACCUCACUCGGUUCGACGGGCGACAUAUUCGGCAUCUACCAAAUCAUCGCAUCGUUACAAUUGUUGCGACAAUGGAUUAACGCUACAUACUGGCCAUGGCUACGACGAGUUACGCGAAGAGCUGCUACAGCUGCUCAAUUACGCGAUGGCCCUGCUGGAUGA